Messenger RNA from Hypoxylon fragiforme, 1214 nucleotides. Its product is annotated as heme oxygenase-like protein. NCBI's taxonomy places the organism in Eukaryota, Fungi, Ascomycota, Sordariomycetes, Xylariales, Hypoxylaceae. The transcript has a single exon. Bases 254 to 1030 code for a protein of 258 amino acids. The record is from RefSeq and is a predicted model, not a curated record.
AUGACUGCAAUAUUACGUAAAGCUGAUCUGUAUUUCUUGUGUAGUAUUUGCCUCGUUGCUUACUUACCUAAUUGUAGAGAGUGGCACAGUAUCAUUGAAUAUAUAUAUAUAUAUAUAUACUAGACAUAAGACAGCUUUCGAUGGGAUUAUAUUCAGCUGCGUAUUGUUAUAUGCCACACACUUCUACUGCUAGCUCUUUGAAAGCUGGCAUUUAGACGGAGUACACGAAUAACCAACCGUAUUUGGACUCAUCAUGUCUAAGUUAUCAUUGACAGAGUAUCUGACUUCAAGUCCCGAGGUACCGGAUAUUUAUGAGCGGGCUACACGAACAGAGUUUCUUAGUCUCGCCGGCCAAGGACGACUACCUUCUGAAUUGCUCAGCCAAUGGCUAUCACAGGACCGGCUCUAUGUCCAGGCUUACAUCCGAUUUGCGGGAGGGCUGAUAUCUCGGGUGAAUCUAUCAGCAAGGAUAGACGGCGAGGAUGCCUCGAAGGCUAUGCACUGGCGCAUCCUUUCAUUGCUACAGACCGCCCUUGCGGGCGUCAUGAGGGAACUGCAGUUUUUCGAGGAAGCCACCAAGAAAUACGGGCUGGACCUCGACACCCUAGGUCCAAUGGCGGUAGGCUUUGCGCCUAACAAAGUGACGCAAGAUUAUAUCGACCUGUUUGACUCUUUCACCGCGCAGCCCCAAGGUAACCCAUCCAGGACGCUCCUAGACGGGCUGGUCGUCCUCUGGACAACGGAGAAAGUCUACCUGGACGCUUGGACGUAUGCAAAGCAGCAGCAGCAGGUUGCGGAUGAAGAAGAAGACACUGCCAGUGAUCUUGACGGUGGGGCGCUGAGAAAGGAGUUCAUCCCUAACUGGACCUCUGAACAAUUUCAAGCAUUCGUGAAGGAGUGUGAGGAUUGUCUGAAUGCGUACGCUGCUAUUCAGGUUGUGGAUACGGAGGAAGUUGGUGCUGCGACUGCUAUGUCGCUCUUCAAGAAGGUUUUGGUUUUGGAGGAGUCAUUUUGGCCGAUGGUUGCUUGAGGAUGAUCAGGUUGUUGCCCCUUUUCUGGUAUACUAGGUGUAGAUAGUUAGACAUGAUAUUGCUUUAACAGAAGAAUUGGGUAAAGGGUAUCUACUAUCUAACUAAUUGAAUAAUUUGAGUUAAUUGAUCUUAUUGAAGGUUUGUUAGCAUCAAGGCUAACGCCCCCACAUUGUGGAAUUGGAG